Messenger RNA from Drosophila novamexicana, 1286 nucleotides. RefSeq names its product serine/threonine-protein phosphatase 6 catalytic subunit (gene PpV). Gene Ontology annotation, cellular component: cytoplasm. The record is from RefSeq and is a predicted model, not a curated record. Lineage: Eukaryota; Metazoa; Arthropoda; Insecta; Diptera; Drosophilidae. Gene Ontology annotation, molecular function: protein serine/threonine phosphatase activity. The transcript has 4 exons. Gene Ontology annotation, biological process: G1/S transition of mitotic cell cycle; peptidyl-serine dephosphorylation. The coding region runs from base 85 to 996 and encodes 303 amino acids.
ACUGUUUUGCGGAUUUUGUUGCGUUUUUUUUCAAUAACUUUAUCAACUGGCUUUGGGUGCGCUGCACAAAACCGAGGAGAAAUAAUGGGUGAUGUCGACAAAUGGAUAGAGAUUGUAAAGGAUUGCAAGUAUUUGCCCGAAAAUGAAUUGAAAAAACUCUGUGAUAUGGUCUGCGACAUACUGUUGGAGGAGACAAACAUACAGCCAGUUAGCACGCCCGUCACAGUAUGUGGCGACAUACACGGCCAGUUCUACGAUCUGGAGCAGCUAUUUCGAACUGGCGGCCAGGUGCCCGACACGAAUUACAUAUUCAUGGGCGAUUUUGUCGAUCGGGGCUAUUACAGCCUGGAGACAUUCACCCGUCUGCUGACGCUCAAGGCCCGCUAUCCCAGCCGCAUAACAUUGCUGCGGGGCAACCAUGAGACGCGCCAGAUAACAAAGGUUUAUGGUUUCUUUGACGAAUGCUUUAGCAAAUAUGGCAAUGCGAAUGGCUGGAAAUACUGUUGCAAGGUAUUCGAUCUGCUCACAAUCGCUGCGAUCAUUGACGAGAGCGUACUGUGCGUGCACGGCGGUCUCAGUCCGGAGAUUAUAACGCUAGAUCAAAUACGAACAAUCGAACGCAAUGGUGAGAUACCCUAUAAGGGCGCCUUCUGUGAUCUGGUCUGGUCCGACCCGGAGGACAUGGAAUACUGGGGCCAGAGUCCGCGUGGCGCUGGCUGGCUGUUUGGCCAUAAUGUGACCAAAGACUUUAUGAACAUUAACAAUCUGGACUUGAUAUGUCGAGCACACCAGCUGGUCAACGAGGGCAUCAAGUACAUGUUCGAGGGCAAACUUGUUACUGUUUGGUCCGCGCCCAACUAUUGUUAUCGUUGUGGCAAUGUGGCGGCCAUACUCAGCUUCGAUACGGCGAAACAGAGGCAAACGCAAAUCUUUCUGGCCGUGCCAGACUCGGAGCGUGUCAUACCCAAACAGAAUACGACGCCUUAUUUCUUGUGAAGCUCGCAAGCACCGCAAUCAAAACAAACCAUCCAACGACCUACCGCCACGUCCGACCGAGCGCCCGCCGCCAGUCAACUGACGUUCGCACUGCCAGCGACCAAUUUGUUUGAAUUCAACAGCCGCGAAAUCGGCUAACGCCAGCAGAGAAACCAAAACGUAAACACACACACACACACAAUACCUAUGCACACACAAGCUUGUAAACACCAUAAUUCAGCACUUAGAGAGAGAGAAUUGUAUUCAUUAUUAUGCUCAAAAGAUUUGUUCAACCUUGUAUUUUGUUUUCC